Messenger RNA from Glycine soja, 792 nucleotides. RefSeq lists its product as uncharacterized. Lineage: Eukaryota; Viridiplantae; Streptophyta; Magnoliopsida; Fabales; Fabaceae. The record is from RefSeq and is a predicted model, not a curated record. The transcript has 2 exons. Bases 1 to 792 code for a protein of 263 amino acids.
AUGUUUGCCUUCACAUCUCCCGGUAUCAAAUUUGACAAAUCCUAUAACACUGGAAAAGCACCUCCAACUUUCCGUAUACAUGGACAAACACAUAAUCUUAUUGGAAGCCUCCUCCCUAUGCCUAAUAACCCUCCUAAGUUUGCACAACUAUAUAUUUAUGAUACAGACAAAGAGAUCAUCAACACACUUUCACAAAACCCGAUGCAUGAUAUGCUUGAUGAACAGAUUAUCAUUGCAAUCAAAGACAUGCUUGAUCAUCACAAUCACUAUGCUCAAAAGUUUCGAAUGGCAAGGGACAAAUUGCAUUCUACUACAGUUCCAGACCUAAAGAUGAAACUCAUUAGUCAAAGACAAACAGAUGGAAGGUUGUAUAACUUACCAACUACCACUGAAGUUGCUGCUUUGAUUGUUGGUGAUGAACACUCAGCUGAUAAAAGAGAUAUUAUAAUAGAAAAACAAUCUGGACUUCUGAAGAGAAUAAAUGAACUUCAUCCUGCAUAUUUACCUUUGCAAUAUCCACUUUUAUACCCAAAAGGAGAAGAUGGUUACAGACUAAAUAUACCUCACAAAGAUCAUGCCAAUAUACAUACUGCAAAGAGGAAACAAGUCACAUUGCGCGAAUAUUUUUGUUACCGGCUACAGUCAAGAACAAAUGAAGCACAGACUAUACUUCAUUCCAGAAGAUUAUUUCAGCAAUGGAUUGUUGAUGGAUAUUGUAUGAUUGAGUCUCAAAAACUAAACUAUGUCAGACAGCAUCAACAACAACUCAGGGUUGACAAAUACAUCAAUUAA